CAACGACACUUAUAUGCCAAUUUAAUACCAGCAACCUUUUAAUAAUUAUUAUAAUGAACUAUGAUGAACCAGUGGUACAAUAUGAUUUAAAAAAGUUAUAUUGUCGCAGAUAUGAUUAACCAUGUGCCCGUAAUUCUUUUCCCGACUGUCUUUAAAUGCAACACCUCUACACACAUAGGCCCCCUUCUCUUCGGCUUGUUGCCGUUUAAAGGAGGUUAUUUCCCGGACACAGUCAAUACUUUGAGAGCCAUCGAGUCUAUUUUUACUCUCCAUCCGUGAGUGCCACACGCCUCCCCGGCCACGUCCCCCUCCUCCUGGCUACUUUUGGAGCGCCUCUUGACCGUCAACUUCUAGCUAGCUUGGCCAGGAGCUAGCUAGCUCACUCACGCCCACUUCUGCCCGCACUCGCUGGACGUCGACCCUCUAUUGAUGGAUGUGUCUUGGAGUCCCAUGGGAGACCCCUUUUCUUUGAGGCCCUUUUUAAAUGCUUUUUGAACUGAAUCCUUGAGAGGGACGCCAUGGAGGAGCUGGUCCUGGAGCCCAGGUCGGAGCGGAUCGCCCGCUACAAGGCGGAGAGGAGGCGGGAACUGGCCGAGCGCUUCGGCAACAUGGAGGACUUGACCCCCCAGCGGGUGAACAGAGAGGUGACGGACCCCCGCUCACAUGGCCAGGAAGUGAACGGAAAGAUGCACGGCGUCCAGAAUGGGUCGGACCCUCUUUCAGAACCCACCGGCUCCAAAGGGAAGGGUUCUCAGGACUGUGCCAACAUGCCAGGAGGGGAGGGGCACCAAGUCCAGCAGCUCCACACUCGGGUGUCAGUCGGCCAGCUGAAGAGUGCUCUUCUACAGCAGGCUGAAAGUGGUGAAGAGACGUCGGACAAAGCCUGUGCGGAUGACGGCCGAGCCACUUCCUCUCUGGACCUGGCGGUGAAGCCGGCCUCAGACGGGGCUCACCGCCGCCGCACCAGACGUUACCUCCCCUGCGGGUCGAGCGGCGCCCGCAAGAACAACGAGCGUUUCAGGACUCAGCCGAUCACGGCCAAUGAGAUGGAGCAUACUAGCGGGCCGGUGGAUGCCGAGGAAGAGAAGAGUGAAGCAGACGUGAAAACAGACGAAAGAGCCCAGAUGAGCGUGGCGGCCAAGAUGUCUUUAUUUAAAGAAAUGGAAAAGACGUCCGCCCCAGAGGCCUCGGCCUUCCUCAAGCCUCGCUCGGGAAGCAUCUGCCACGAGCGUAGGGCACGCCGCGGCAAUGACCAUCGCUUCCUCACUCAACCAAUCACCUGCGAGGAAAUGGUGGCCAUCAGUUUGCCCCAAGCAGCACCAGAGGUGGCCGACCCUCCACAGGCCGAGCCAUCAGAGGGCGACGAUGAGGGCUGCAAGCUGAGCGUGAGCGAGAAGCUGGCACUCUUCAACAAACUCUCCCUGCCGGAGACGCCAAGACCCGCGCACGGCGACGGGCCCCCGGAGAGGGGCAGGCAGAAGGGGGCCCGCUACCGCACCCAACCCAUCACGGUGGAGGAAGUCACCCUGCUCCAGAAAGUCCCGGUGCAGCUUCCUGCCUUGUGUUUGUCCUCUCAGCUGUCUGACAAACAGCAGUCCUCGUCCGUCAACCUAAAGCCCAGCGAGUUACGCCUCACCCAGUCCAAACCCGACAUCAGUCCCGCACAGGUUCCGGCCGCCGAGCAGGGGAUGCAGCGCUGCGACUCCGAACCCGGUCUGAGAGGGAUCCUCAAGCGGAGCCGCUCAGAGCGCUGCAGGACAACAUGCGCCAACAUGGACGCCCCUCAGAAACACAACGGCGCUGUCCCGCACGAAGACGGAGCAGGUGAGGCGAGGACAGACGGGCCGACGUCGCGGAGGGCGAGACGUGAGGCUUCAGGGGAGGAUGCAGGCCCCCUAAUGGCUGCCCCUUGGAGGCAGAGGCCUCGAAGCAGGCGGGAGACAAUCGCCUUCACGCCAGCGCGACCACUGUCAGUACAUCUUCAUCAGCGGGAGGAGACACCACAUCAGAGGACGCCAGAUACCACUACUUUCCUGGAACACACUGAAAGUAUUGGUAGAAACGUUAUUAUUGUCUGGAAAUGUAAAAAUUCCAAUACAUGCCAUGUGAUCUGUUUUGCAAGGCACAACAAUGACGACGUCGCCGCCGCCGCCGCCCCAGUGAAUGGCAGCAGUGAAGUGCACCAGAUGAUCAUCGGUGGCAAGGGAGAAAACUCUCACCCAGAGGGAGUGAAGCCUCAGUGUUGGGAGCCCGUCUUUGCCUCUGUCUUUUCUAGCAGCACACCUCAGUACGUCAUGUGUUUCAACCAGACCAACCAGUCCUUUGAAGCACAAGAGGUGGCCUCUCCAACGAAAAGUCCACCGCUGUGGAGAGAAAAGGUUGAAGAGGACAAUGACAACAACGGUCAGUUGAUUGAGGCAGAAGAAACGAGAGCCAUUGCAGCUCCAGAAUUAAACAGAAACCACCCCAGUUGUAACGAGACUCAAUCUACAGAAGCUUCACCUUGCACACUUGCAGCAGAUAACCAGGAAGAGAUGCCUCCCGAGAACGGCUUCUGCACCCGCCAAACCUCCUUAGAAGGGCGGGACCUGGACCUGCUCUGCCAGACCAACACUCCAAUGCUGACCUCAGCCGUCGCAGAGCAUCGUCGGGCCGUACGUCCGUCCCGUCGCACGCAGGGAUCCCGCAACCCUCUUCGGGCUCUGGCAGCCCGCGAGGACGUCAGGCAGGACUUCAUGGAAAUCAACACAUCGUCGGAGGAGGCGACAGUGUCAGAGAAGAAGUUAAAGAACUCCUCCUCAUCCUCGCCAGAUCCUCAGGAGUCUCAUCCACCCUUUACUAGUCCCAUGUUGCUUUUCGUAAAAGGAAGGCAGCACGUCCAGGUCCGCCUGGCCGAGCCCUCGGCGAGCUCCUUAAACAGCGGAGACUGUUUCCUGCUGGUGACCGCCGAGAACUGCAUCCUGUGGAGUGGAAAAUCGGCCAACGAGAAGGAGAAAGCGAAGGCUACAGAGUUGGCGUCUUUCAUUCAGAGCCACGAGGACCUUGGCUGUCAGGCCGCCCGGGUGGUCCACCUGGAGGAGGGGUGUGACUGUGAAGGCAGCCUGGCCACUGACUUCUGGAGUGUUCUGGGCGGAAGGACAUCUUACAGAGCGGAGUCUUCACUAGAGGAGGAUGAGCUGUAUGAGCGCGGCAUUGUGGAGUCCAACUGUGUUUAUAGGCUCAUGGAGAACCGUCUGGUACCUCACGAACAGGCCUGGUCCUCCAUGCCCAGCGUAAGCCUGCUGAAGUCCAGUGAGGCACUGGUGUUUGACUUUGGCAGCGAGGUGUACCUGUGGCUGGGAAAAGAGGUCCCCGCCAGCACCCAGAAGGUGGCGCUCCAGCUGAGUCGACAGGUGUGGGUCGGCGCCUACGACUACAGCAACUGUCGAGUCAACCCGCUGGAUCCCACGCGGUGCAGCGUCUGCACGCAACUGAGGGGUGAAGGGCGUCCCGGCUGGGCUCUGUUUGGCGUCCUCUUGGAGCACAAAGAGACGUGUCUGUUCAAAGAGAAGUUUGUGGACUGGACAGGAAGAGUCGAGGAAGAAGCUGUCCCAUUGACCGAUGACACUCAGACACAGUCCCUCUUAGUGGCCCCACCAUGUGACCCCCUACGGCCCUGCAACGCCACGGCUCUGGUGUCUGCCGAGGCGACGGACGAAGGAGUGACCCGCACCGUACUGGCUGGUGUCGACGUUCAGAGGGGCUAUGGCCCGGUCACGCUGGAAAGAGGGGAGCACGCAGAGCUGAGGACGACGGGCGUUGCCACCUGGCACGUUAACGAGUUUGACGACUGCGAGAACCCCCUGGAGAGCACGGGACAACUCCACGAGGGCGACUCCUACGUCAUCCGCUGGACGUACAGCCUCAGCACCGCUGACGAGGACGAGGAAAAGGAAAACACGGCCUUCUUCUUGUGGCGAGGGCGCCAUUCCUCUGUGAGUGGACGGGAUACUGCUGCAUUUCUCUCUAUCGGGAUGAACAACAAUGAAGAGUCACAGGUUGUGGUCUGUCAAGGAAAAGAGCCCCCAUGUUUCCUGCAGCUCUUCCAGGGAGGUCUGGUCAUCCACAAAGGCCAAAGAGAGAUCGCCUCUGCUCCAACAGCAGAACAUGUGGAGUCGUGGCGCAUGUUCAGCGUUCAAGGGGCGCUACCAGACGAGGGCUCGUUGCUCGAGGUGGAGUGCUGCUGUGCGGCCCUGCGCUCCAGGGGCUCUCUGGUCUUGGUCAACAGCCAGCAACGGGCGCUCUACCUCUGGACUGGCUGUAAAGCUCUCGCUAGCUGUAGGGAGGUCGCCAAGAGAGCCGUGGAACGCCUGGCUCAAGCGUGUCCACCAGAACUGGGUUUCAGUAGUCAAAGCAGCCCAGUGAAGAUACAGGAAAUAGAGGAAGGCUCGGAGCCUGCGGAGUUCUGGGCGGCGCUGGUACACAUGGACAGGAAGGCCUAUGACUGCAUGCUGCAAGAUCCAGGUAAAUAUAACUUCACUCCGCGCCUCUUCCACCUGAGCGCCUCCUCUGGAGGAUUCCUGGCCGAAGAGCUGCACAGUCCGUCGCGUCUGCCCGGUCUCGUCAUGGCCAUGCCCUUCGUCCAGGAGACCCUAUAUGCGGCGCCCCCGCCUGCUCUGUUUCUGCUCGACAACGGCAUGGAGGUCUAUCUGUGGCAAAGAACGCACCCCGUGCAGGAGCAGGGGCGGGCAGACAGCUGGCACAGCGAGAAGAAGUGCGCCAUGGAGACUGCGCUGCAGUACUGCAAAGAAGUCAACCCCAGACGCCCUCCACUGGCGUACCUCAUUCUGGAGGGCGAGGAACCUUUGACCUUCACUAAUGUGUUCCCUCGCUGGGAGAGGACCGUCGCACAGGGCAGCGCCAGACGCUCCAAGCUCACCCUGGUGCAGGACGCCCUGGCCCAGCUGGCGAGCACACAGUUUCCUCUGCAGCGGCUGCUGCAAAGACCCCUACCGGAUGGAGUAGACCCCCGACAGCUGGAGGUCUACCUGUCGGACCAGGACUUCAAGACUAUUUUGAAGAUGAAGCGAGAGGACUUUGCCUGCCUACCCAGCUGGCAGCAAGCUGACCUGAAGAGAAACAAAGGACUGCUUUGCCAAACAGACAAGUAAUGCGUACAUGACAAAAAAAAAAUUCAAGUAUAGUUCAACUUUAUUUAUGUAAUUCAUGGACUUUUUAAAGGCACACAGACAGUAGAAGACAUAUUUCCUAUCAGUGACUCUCUACAAAUAACAGGUAGACCAUGGAAAUAAGUCAGUGAAGUACUUUGUGGUGCAUGGGUGCUUGGAAAAAAUGGAAUAAACAAUAAACAUAAGAAAAAAAAAGGUGACCAGAUGACUCUUUACGUCUUUAGAGACGCAUUCAGACUAUGCUUGAUUGAGGCGAGGCUGGCGGCCGUGUUGGAUGGCAUGUGUUCCUCGUCAGGACAACAUGCUUGGUAGGGCAUUGAAUUUAUUGCAUGUGGACUGUUAGGGUUGUCCUAGACCAGGGGUCUGCAACCUGGGGCUCUUUUAUCCCUCUGUUGUGGCUCCUGCUAGUUUAUUCUGUAGUCACUACGCUGUCCCUUGAGGCACCGUUAUGGCUCUUUCAAAGUUCUGCAGCAGCCAUCCAAUUCUAGCGGCAGUGUUUUCUGGUGAGAAACCAUGACACUUGUCAUGAUUUAGCUUGUU
Molecule: messenger RNA, 5708 nt
Organism: Nerophis lumbriciformis (worm pipefish)
Lineage: Eukaryota; Metazoa; Chordata; Actinopteri; Syngnathiformes; Syngnathidae
Gene: svilc
Product: supervillin c
Biological process (GO): actin polymerization or depolymerization; actin filament severing; barbed-end actin filament capping
Cellular component (GO): cytoplasm; actin cytoskeleton
Molecular function (GO): phosphatidylinositol-4,5-bisphosphate binding; actin filament binding
Source: RefSeq, a predicted model, not a curated record